CCCCUUGGAAUCCCGACUGCUGCCUUUUAUUCGUCUCCUUCACAAAUCGUGUUAUUUCGUCAGAUGCGAUAGGGUAUAUACGAGAAAUAUAGUUACAAACCAUGGCAGUACACAACAGACCGCCAAAAACUCAUCACGGGGUCUGCAUUCCGAAUGCAGCCCCCUCGCUCUCAUGUACAUCCGUUCCUUCUCUCCUUCCCUCUCCCGCACCCGUCUUCUUCCUCUUUCCUCUCUUUCGCCUCAUGGUCUUUCCCUUCACCCUCUCUCUCUCACCCUCUCUCUCUCUCUCUCUUUCACCCAGCCGCGCGAAUCCCAUAUAAUAAUCGUCCAUGCCUUGAAUAUCCCCGUCGUGGUGAGUCAUGACGUUCAAAAUUUAGAGAGAGAGCAGCCCCCCCCCCGGCAGUCGGCGCCCUGAGCUCUGUUCCCAAUCCCUUUCUGUCUCUCCCGAAUCACCAAGU
Messenger RNA from Sodiomyces alkalinus F11, 458 nucleotides. RefSeq lists its product as hypothetical. Bases 173 to 415 code for a protein of 80 amino acids. The transcript has a single exon. The record is from RefSeq and is a predicted model, not a curated record. Lineage: Eukaryota; Fungi; Ascomycota; Sordariomycetes; Glomerellales; Plectosphaerellaceae.